CGUCUCGGUCCAUUGAGAAGCCCAUAGGAGCUCUGUGUUCUUCACAGGCGGAGCAGAGCAGCGCUUCAGGUCAGUCAUGCUGGACUCGGACCGGAGACCAGACUUCAUCCAGUAAAGCUGCCUAUCUAUGGGCUCAGAGCGGGAGAGUAUGCUGCACCUCGCAGCUCAGGCUUUCCGGGCGAAAAACUUCGACCUGGCGGCGGAAAUUUACGAGUGUCAGCUGGCGUGUCUCGGAGAAGCGGAGAGCCGGCUGGAGCUGAUGGUGAAGCGGGCGGACGCGCUCGCUUUCGGGGAUAAAAUCUCUGACGCGUUCGAGGUCUACCGACAAGCCUCGGAGAUUGAAAAACUCCGACCGGCUCACCUGGCUAACCUGAUGGACUACCUCAUCCGCAACAUCCGGACACAAGACCGCCGGACCGCCGAGCAGGAGGCGGCCCGGGCUGUAGGCGAGUCCGGGCGCGGGCUCAUCUCCUGCGGGAUGUGCCUUGGCUUCCUGUUCGAGCCCGUCACGCUGCCGUGCGGACACUGCUUUUGCAGAAAAUGCCUGGAGCGGGAGAAGAAGGAGAAGGAGCGGCCGGUGGUGUGUAAGGAGUGCAAGGCCAGCUCCAGGGUGGCGGACGUCCAGAGCUACCGGGUCAACGUGGUCCUCUGCAACCUGCUCAGCAAGUGGUUCCCGGAGCUGCAGCGGGCCGGCCGGCUGAGGCGGGAGGGGAACGGGCUGUACGCCGAGCGGAGGAUGGAAGCGGCGCUGGACAAGUACAACCAAGCCGUACUGCUCGCGCCCACAGACCACAUACUCUUCAGCAACCGAUCGCAGAUCCACUCCAGUCUGAAAAACUUUGAAAAAGCCCUGAGAGACGCUGAGACGGCCUGCAGGCUGAGGCCCCACUGGUCCAGGGGUCAUGUUCGUAAGGCUCAGGCCUUAGUGUCUCUGGGCAGGACAGAUGAGGCUCUGAGAGAAUACCUGGUCAGUUUGUCCAUCGAGCCGGACUGCAAACUGGCCAAGACCGAAGCUCUUAAGCUCCUGAGUAAUUUCCUGUCUCCAGUCACGGAUCAGGUCUCUGAGCGCAUCUCGGAUUAUUCCAACUCGCUGUCUUGCAGAGCGCACAUCAAAAGCUGCAUCACCACUCCCUUCCAGACCGGCAUUCCUGCCGCGCUGUCUUCAGAAUCCAGUUUUUCCUGCGGCCUCCCGGGUCUGGAAGGUUCAGAGGAGGUUGUCCGGCAGCCUCAGACCUGGAGGGUGGACCGCUGCCGCCUCCUGAAACGGAAACGAAGAGGCUCAGAAGAGGCGGAAGAACGGCAGGAGGAAGCCGACGACCAGAAGAAAUCCAAGCCUGAGCCAGCAGAGGGGUCUAUUUCUUUAUCAGUGGACGUCCUGGACCCCACAGAUCUGGAAUGUUCUCUGUGUAUGAGACUGUUCUACGAGCCGGUGACGACGCCGUGCGGUCACACUUUCUGUCUUCAGUGUCUGGAGAGAUGUCUCGACCACAACCCAAAGUGUCCACUCUGCAAGGAGGAGCUGAGCGAGUACUUGGUCCAGAGGCAGUACUGUAAGACGGUGUUAAUGGAGAACUUGAUAUCCAAGUAUCUUCCGUCCGCGUUCAUAGAAAGGCAGAAAAUCCACCUGGAGGAGAUGGCUGAGCUCUCCAAUCUUAACAAGAAUGUGCCUAUCUUUGUGUGCACCAUGGCCUUCCCGACUGUUCCGUGCCCUCUUCAUAUCUUCGAACCCUGCUACCGACUGAUGAUCCGACGGUGUAUGGAGACGGGAACGAACUGUUUCGGCAUGUGUCUAGGAGACGACCUCAAAGGGUUUGCCGACUACGGUUGUCUGUUGGAGAUUCGAGACGUCAAGUUUUUCUCGGAUGGCCGUUCGGUGGUUGACACAAUUGGCAGGCGGAGGUUUAAAGUCAUUCAGCACAGCGAGAGGGAUGGAUACAACACGGCUGAUAUCGAAUACCUGGAGGAUGUGAAGGUUGAGGGCGUAGAAAAGCGUGAACUACAGUCGCUCAAUGAUGUGGUGUAUGAGCUGGCCCUGGUUUGGGUUAACUCUCUAAAAGUGGAACAGAAGGAACGAAUCGAAGGACAUUUUGGACCCAUGCCUGAGAAAGACUCUGAACUUCAGGCAAAUCCCAACGGUCCCUCGUGGUGUUGGUGGUUGUUGGCUGUUCUGCCUUUGGAGGGUCGGGCCCAGCUGCCCUUUCUUGCCCUCACUUCUCUGAAAGAUCGUCUCAGCGGCAUCCGCAAAGUCCUGCUCUUUAUGGCGCAGAACAAGCACCGGUGAAAGCGCCACGCUCAUCCUUCACAAAGCAGCAACCGCCCCGUUCUUCCCUUUGAUGCACAGAGACUUUUUCUCCUCGUAGUGGUAGCAUGGACUUUGUCUACAUAUCAGCUGCCAACCUGAAACAGCAAUAAUAGAAAUAUUUUAGCUCUGGGAGACUUUCUGUGCACCGUUUUCUCUUCAUGACGCACAAAGCUGGAGGCUUAUCUCAUUUUUUCUGCCAUCAUCAUUCACAGAUUUGUCUAAGAAUAGAAUAAGUCAUUUUCUGAGGCGAUGCUUUCACUGAGUUUCAUCUGUUCAGCAUCUGUUCCUAUUUGGCCCUACAGUUUAGAAAUGGAAAAAAAAAAUUCAAAACAAUAAAAGAUUAUAUUUUCCUUUAAUCAAAUAAUAAAUACUUGAAUUAUAAGUCAGGGCUCAAUAUUAAGGUAAAAUGAGACAGAUUUGUGACCAUCAAUGACAAUUAUUGGAAUCUUUUGUUGUAUUUAUGAUAAAAUAAACCAUUAAAUUGAAAUAAAUGCUAACUCCAGAUUGCAUGGACACCUUUCCUGUCUGGGAAUAAUCAGACUUCUGUCUUCCGCCUUCCUAGCUUCCUUCCAUUUCUUUCAUCCCAAAGAUCAGACUGGAGCGUUACACGUUGCUGUGCUUUAAUUUUAAUCAUGCUUUUGUGUGUGCGUGUGUGUGUUUUAUUUAUUUUUGAAUUAAUGCAUGCAGUGACAUUGUUUACAUUUCACAAAGAAAAGCUGCUCACUUUCCAAAGGUUUUACCCUUCCCCUUUUUUUUUGCAGACAUCUGAGUUAUCAGUUCAGUGUGAAGCUGAUACAGCAGCUGCUGGUGGUUUCAGAAAUAAAACUUUUGCUUUUUUUUUUAUUUUGUUUUUUUUGUUGUUCAGGGCAGGUAUCUUUCCAGGGUUUUAAAUGAGUGCUGCAUUUUUAAUGUUGUUUUGUUUGUAUUUCUGGGCCCCUCAUGUAGUUAAAUCACCCUCAGCAGUCUUUCUGGGAAAAAAGGAACUAGUGGAAUCAUUCACAUGAAUUUAGGGAUUUUUUUAAAUUGCUAUUUAUUGCAUAUUUAUUCUAACUUUUUUUGCACUUCCACCUUAAAGCUCUGGUCCGGCUGUGGUCAGAGGACUUAAAGGAGGUUUUGAUCACGAUGGUAAAUCCGUGUGAUAAUGUAGCAGACAUGCAGAUGAUCUCCAUUCAUGUGAGUGUGAGAAAAAGGCCAGUGCCUUCUGUACACAAGGCAUUCAACAGCCCCCCCCCCCCCCUUUUUUUUUGUUUUAAAUAGGAAGCAGUUUAUUCGGAAUAUAGUUGAAUUCAGAUGAGUCUAUUUGCUAUAAAAGCAUAUAAAUGACAUAAAAACCUUGAGGCCUUGCUGAUGUCUGUCACAUGAUUGUGUUGUUGCAAAAAGCUAAAAAUGCAAAAGUCCCGCUUUGCGUUUACUGUGGAUUCUUUUUUAUUUGUCUCUUUUGUAAGGGUUUUCAUGUUUAUGAUUCACUGCACAUGUCUUGACUAUUCGCUAUUGUUAUUGUAAAAGGGCCAAAACCAUACAAUGCUGGAAAAUUAGUCAUAUGAAAAUGUGGAUUUUUUUUUUCACCUUAACCAGAUGCUUGGAAUGUGUCACAAUACAAAACCGUGUAUUAUAACAACAAAUUUGUCACUUGUGUUCAGUUUGUGUCUAGAUAGGCAUUAUUUAUAAUCAGUGUUAUUCUUAUUCCCUUCUAAAUUUCUUUAUUAUUACCUAUGAAGACUAAAACAAAUGUGAAAAUAGUUAGCCUAUAAAUUCCAGGGAGUAGCCAUCAUUUAAGCACCAUUAUAGGUCCAGUGAGAUGUGGAAGUUAUGGGAAAAUGUCAUCUCAUUUGAAAUAUUCUGCUGCCCUGUUAUAGAAAUGAGUGAACUGGUGAGAGGAAAUAAUGAAAUGUUUAAUAAAAAUACUAGCUGGAA
This is a messenger RNA of Oryzias latipes (Japanese medaka), 4216 nucleotides long. RefSeq names its product LON peptidase N-terminal domain and RING finger protein 3. Lineage: Eukaryota; Metazoa; Chordata; Actinopteri; Beloniformes; Adrianichthyidae. Gene Ontology annotation, molecular function: protein binding; ubiquitin protein ligase activity. Gene Ontology annotation, biological process: protein ubiquitination. The record is from RefSeq and is a predicted model, not a curated record.